Messenger RNA from Suillus clintonianus, 1674 nucleotides. RefSeq lists its product as uncharacterized. NCBI's taxonomy places the organism in Eukaryota, Fungi, Basidiomycota, Agaricomycetes, Boletales, Suillaceae. The coding region runs from base 280 to 1500 and encodes 406 amino acids. The transcript has 2 exons. The record is from RefSeq and is a predicted model, not a curated record.
CAAUUUUCAUUUCUUCCUCGUAAAGUUUGGCUACGUUUUGUUUAAUCAACUCGUCCAUAGAUUCUGACGAGCCAGACCGGUCUCUAGCCUGCCACUUUCCUACCAUCGGUAACCUCCCCAGUUCCGUCAGAAUGAUCUAGACUCCGGACGCGCCUCUGCACGGUCGGGGCCUCGUGUCACUGUUGCUUCUAUCAACCAGCCAAUGGAACAAUUGGUGGCUUUUAACCUUAAAUAUUGUUGUGUGCCGUGACUCGCGAACGAAUUCUCCGACUGAUCAUCAUGCCAGGACCUUUUGAGACUCUCCGUAUCUCAGAAAUCCUUGCGGUUAUCCUUGAUGGAUUACAAGACGACAAGAAGUCAUUGUAUUACAUGUCUUGCUGUUGUCGUGCAUUUACAGAUCCUGCCCUUGACAUUCUCUGGAGAUCUAUGCACUCCUUUGCCCCAUUCAUUUCGUUGAUUCCGCAAAGCGCGUCAUUGGUAAAUGACGCCCGGACGUGUGACUGCGAUCUCCUGAAAUAUCGCUGCAAUUCAUUGGACGACUGGAAAACGUUCAACAAAUACGCUGCACGAGUCUGGAGCUUGCGCAUAGGAGAUCACAACAAUGAUUGUGCAGAUCUCAUGAAAAACCGGGAUUGCUACAUGCGUCUCACAGUUAUUCGCGGACAGGAUGGGUUUCAUCCUUUCCCGAAACUACGAAGUCUGGCCUAUAUCCUCUCUGGGCCAAUUUCCACGCAAGCGAAACCAUUUCCCCCCUCCUUGCGAUCUCUCACCCUCGUAUGUCACAAUACACUUGAUUGUGAUCCCAUUGAAUUAGCACUUGACCGCGCUGUUACUGAAGCCCCGCAUCUGGAGGAACUGCGGAUUACUGGUCUCAUGCGGACGAUGAGAGUGUUGCACUCGACACCGCAACUUCAAUUCGGGCACAUCGGGAGCGUUGAUCUAAGCAAAGCCUAUAUUCGUGCCCCUGAGCUUGCAGCUCUUUGCACGUUGUUGUCCCAGGCACCUAUUUCAGACCUCAAAAUCCACCUCCAAGAUCGCUUGAACAUGGAUUGGCAAGCUAUUCCUCCAAUGUUCCCUGCCUUGAAGCAGUUGGAUGUUCGGGGAUCGAUGUUUUCCGUCAUGCUCUUCUUGUUACGCCUUGCGGCAACAAAUCUGCAUACGCUGGUGUUUCAACCAGACGGACAACCUUCUGGUGUCACGACUCUCUUUGAUUACCUCAUGCCUAUCAUCAUCGAGAAGCUGGGAAAGUCGUUGAAGUCAUUUGAUCUUCACAUCAAUGAACCUAGGCCUUAUGCCCAGGAUAGCGAUCUCAUCAAGAGUAUUUUGCGGGGGCUUCAACCUCUUGUGGAGGCAGGAUUGCAAUCACUGCGCCUGUUUUUGCAACUUGACCCCACAAUACCAGUGCAAUUCUCUCAGGAAGUGCAAUCUAUGCUUGAGCCUUGCGCUUGGCCUUCUUUGAAACAUUUUCACUUUACGACAAAGGCAAUCGCAUUGGAAUAACAAGUAUUACAUUCGGACAAGCAGUUUUCAUCCCUGGUAUAAGCGAUCAUUCGUAUUGUUUACUAGCGAAGGAAGUCUUUUGGUCCCUGUCUAAGUACUUAGGUUAGUGUAGUAGGAGGGUUUACUUUAGGCAUACCCUUGAGUACUAGACAUCUUAGUUCAAUCUUAGUUGCG